AUGUCAAGAUAUCACAAAGCAGCCAUUGAUGGCUAUUUGGAUCUUUUGAAAGAAGCCACAAGAAAAGAUCUGAACACCCCGGACGAGGAUGGCAUGACACCCACACUCUGGGCGGCUUAUCAUGGACACAUUGAGGCUCUUCAACUUAUAUGUAGCAGAGGGGGGGAUCCAAACAAAAGUGACAUAUGGGGGAACACGCCCUUACAUCACGCCGCUGCAAAUGGUCACAUGCAGAUCCUCAGCUUCCUAGUGAAUUUUGGAGCUAACCUCUUCGCUCUGGACAAUGAUUUCCACACUCCUAUGGAUGUCGCUGCCUCUCGAGACCAUAUGAACUGCGUUCGCUUCCUAGACAGCAGCGCCUCCCAACAGACAAGCCAGAAUGCAAAAAAGGUUGCACGUCUGAAAGAGCAGGCCACCAAAGAUGCAGAACGUAGAGUCAAGCAGUGCGAACAGGUUAAGAAGAGGCAUCAAAGUAGGAUGGACAAGAUGUACCGUGGUGGUUCUGUGUCGGAAGCCAGUCUAGCCUCAUCCAGCAUGGGCACCAUAAACAGCGUGACCGGGGAACAAUUCUCAAAACUCAUUGCCGCAGACACCAAUGGAUCUAUCAAGUCAACAAUCAAGGGAACCUUCCAACGCAAGUUUGGAAAAAAGGACAAAGGGACAAUGAGUAGACAGGGGGACAGCAAUGUAAUUUUUGUCAAACAAGACAGUGGCUCUCAAGGGAAGCCUGAGUUUGUUGACGUCUUCAAUGAGCAGGAUGAAAAUGAGGAGGACGAAGAUGGUGAGAGAGGUUUUGACAAUGACGAAGAGGGAGCAAAUCAGAUGAAAUCUAUCUUUGAAAGGCCUGGUCUUGGUAAAAUGGUGUUCCGCAAGAACUUCUCCAUGGAGAUGGGCAUUGAACCAGAAGACCUUCCGAGUGGUGAUACAGAAGACCUGGGGUUUCUCAUUCGACAAGAGGUGUUUGAGACUGUGAACGUAGGAUUGGAAGGUUUUGAGGAGGAUUCAGAACUUCCUUGGAAUGAACAGGAGAUUGGUCUGGAUGAGGAAGAUGAGACAUCACCCUUGGAUUCAUUCUUGGCAUCCAUCAGCCUGUUGGACUUUGCUCCUGUGUUCACUCGUGAGCAGCUGGAUCUUGAAGCCCUGAUGCUCUGUUCAGAUGAUGAUCUCAAAAGCAUCCGCAUCCAUCUGGGGCCACGCAAAAAGAUUUUGGAUGCUGCGGCUCGCAGGAAGGCUGUCCUGGAGCAGUCUGGUGUUAUGAAGGAUAGCUUCCUUUAAAAAUAACAUGAAGCAUGUUUCUUGUUUCUCUCAUAGCUCACUUUUUAUGAUUUGAGUGAUAACAGUGCUUGCAAUUCCUUUUCUUUAAAAGCAUAAUUCACCCAAAAAUGAAUAUUCUGUCAUCAUUUACUCACCCUGUCAUUCUAAACACUACAUGACUUUCAUUUUUCAGUGGAACACAAAUAGAGAUAUUUAAAUAUAUCCAAGCUGCUCUUUGUGAUAUUUUUUGAUAAUGCUUUUAUACAACAGUUCAACCAACAAGUAAAUAAUAUUGAAUAACUUACGUUUCAGACAAACACUGGCCAGUUAGAUAAUGCAUUUCCAAUCUUUGUUUUUAAAAGAAUCUUUUAAGGGAACAAACCAUUCUCAUUCACUUCCAUUAUUUCAGUCAUGUUGUUUAUUGAAUCACUUAAGGACUCAUUUACUUGCUCAUAACAUAAAAGAAGCUCAUUUGUCGCCACCUACAGGUAUAAAGACGUUAUAUACAGAAAUGAUCACUGGACAAAUCAGUGAACAAAAUCAAAAUGAACAAUGAAUAAAAAUCCUCACUACUAUUUGGAAAGCCGCAUACACACACACAAGCAGAGUGAUACAAAUAGUGAAGAAUCCCAGUGUUUUUAUAUUGAAUAUCAGCACUCUUGGAAUGCUCAUUGGCCAAUUAGAUUCAAGGACUGGAACUAACUGUUGUAUAAAAUGCCAGGGGCUUGAAAAGGCUUUAAAAAAGACAAAAAAGCACCAUAAAAGUUGUCCAUAUGACUUGUGCACUACAAUCCAAGUCUUCUGAAGACAUACCAUAGCUUUUGUAAAGAGCAUACCCAAAGGAAAUUCAUAGUUUAUUAAAAAAUAUUGCUUGACAGCUGUGGACAUAAUUGUCAUUUUUGUGUGAACUAUC
This is a messenger RNA of Myxocyprinus asiaticus (Chinese sucker), 2167 nucleotides long. It is a transcript of the gene anks4b, whose product is annotated as ankyrin repeat and sterile alpha motif domain containing 4B. The record is from RefSeq and is a predicted model, not a curated record. The coding region runs from base 1 to 1275 and encodes 424 amino acids. Lineage: Eukaryota; Metazoa; Chordata; Actinopteri; Cypriniformes; Catostomidae. Gene Ontology annotation, molecular function: protein binding. The transcript is spliced from 2 exons.